GAUCUCCUCCCCACCACUUUCUGUUGGCGCGGAUGUUGAACAGGGGAGGUAAACAUUAAGACAAAGUAAAAUCGUAUUUUUGAAGGCUAACAUUAUCAAUUUGUGGGGAGGUUAACAAUCAUGGAAACUGGCAGGGACACAUUUCCAUUUCCCUAUCAACCCUACAACAUCCAGGAGCAGUUUAUGCAAGCCCUGUACAUUGCUCUGGACCAGGGCAAAGUUGGAAUCUUUGAAAGUCCAACUGGGACGGGAAAGUCUCUGAGUCUGAUAUGUGGAGCGUUGAGCUGGCUCACUGACUUUGAAGAGAAGAGGAAACAGGAGUCAGCUGCUCUGCUGCAUGAAGGAGAAGCAGCUCUUUCCACCUUCACUGCUCCGUCCUCCACUAGCAGCUCCUCUGCAGAGCCGGACUGGAUCACUGAUUUUGUUCAAAAAAAGGCAGACCGUGAUUUGGUGUCAAAGUUGAAGGACGAAGAAUUGAAAAGAAAGAAGAGGGAAGAACGAAUAGAAAUGAUCAGAAAUAACGUUCAACUGAAGUAUGCCAUGAAAAGAAAAAGCUGUGAAGAUGAAGAGGCAAUAAAAUUGCUCCAGCUCAGUAAAGAGGAACAAACCGAGCCCCAAGGAGAUCAAGAGGAUGAGGAACUCAUCAUUGCAGAAUAUGAGAGCGAUGACGAGUCAAAGACCAGGACCAGAUUUUCUGCUACUGAGGAAGACAAUGACGACGAUCUGGUUGAAGAACAUGUUAUGAAGAUUUACUACUGCAGUCGCACUCACUCCCAGCUGGCCCAGUUUGUCCAUGAGGUUCAAAAGAGUCCCUUCAGCAAGGACAUCAGUCUGGUCACCCUGGGCUCACGGCAGAAUUUGUGUAUCAACGACGAGGUGCGCCGCCUGGGCAGCAGCCAACGCAUCAAUGACCGCUGCGUGGAGAUGCAGAAAAACAAACAUGAGAAGCAAAAUGAAGACGGUGUAAAACGUAAGCGAGGCCCAGCAAAGGCUGUGUGUCCCUAUAACAAACCUUCAGCUCUGCAGCAGAUGAGGGACGACGUUCUGGGGAAAGUCCACGAUAUAGAGCAGAUGAUGAAGCUGGGCAGAGAGACACACUCAUGUCCUUACUACGCCACGCGCCUCUCUGUUCCCCCUGCACAGUUGGUGGUGCUGCCCUAUCAGAUGUUGCUUCAUGAAGCAACAAGGAAGGCAGCAGGGGUCCAGCUGAAGGGUCAGGUGGUGAUCAUAGAUGAAGCUCACAAUCUUAGUGACACACUGUCCUGUAUACACAGUGCAGAACUCACUGGAGCGCAGCUUUGCCGUGCCCACUCGCAGCUAACUCAGUAUUCUGACCGCUACAAGAGCAGACUGAAAGCAAAGAACGUGAUGUACAUUAAACAGAUUCUGUUUGUGGUUGAAGGGCUUGUCCGGGUACUGGGAGGAAAGGUGGGGCAGAAUCCACAGACCCAGACUACACAAACAGGAACUGAAAUGCUCACCAUUAACAGCUUCCUCUUCAAGGCUCAGAUUGACAAUAUUAAUUUGUUUAAGUUGCCGAGAUACUUUGAGAAGAGCUUGAUCAGCAGAAAACUGGGGGGCUUUGUGGAGAAGUACGCAGGAUCAGGAGUGAGUCUGCACAUUCAGAGCGGCUCCAACAAGGAGAACCGCCGCACAGAGGGCCUGAACCGCUACCUGCAAACGCUGCAGAGCAACCAGAACACGGCUCCAGUGUCUGCAGCAGACGAGCAGGGGUCAGAGGCAGAGAAAGUGCUUUCUGCAUCCCCCAUGAUGCAGGUGGAGGGUUUCUUCAUGGCUCUCACCAACAGGAACACAGACGGCAGAGUGGUGGUGCAGAGGCAAGGUACUGUUUCAGAGAGCAGUGUGAAGUUCCUGCUGCUGAAUCCAGCGGUGCACUUUGCCCAGGUGCUGAAGCAGUGCAGGGCCGUCAUCAUCGCCGGAGGAACCAUGCAGCCUGUUUCAGACUUCAAACAAGAGCUGCUAUUUUCUGCCGGAGUGGGAGAGGAGCGCAUCACAGAGUUUUCCUGUGGUCAUGUAAUUCCUCCGGAGAACAUUCUUCCCCUCGUCUUGUGCAGCGGUCCUUCCGGUCAGGAGCUGGAUUUUACUUUCCAAAGCAGAGACACUCCACGCAUGAUGGAUGAGACGGGGCGAAUUCUCUCCAACAUUUGUAAUGUGGUCCCCGGCGGCGUCGUGUGCUUCUUUCCUUCCUACGAGUACUCGAGACGCAUCGUUUCUCACUGGGAGGCCAGCGGGGCACUGAGUCGUCUCGCUAACAAGAAGAAGAUCUUUCAGGAGCCGAAGAAAGCCAACCAGGUUGAGCAGGUGCUUAGCGAGUUCUCCCGCUGUAUCCAGAGGUGUGCUGCAGAUCCGGGCGGGCUCACAGGAGCGUUGCUGUUCUCUGUGGUCGGAGGAAAGAUGAGUGAAGGCAUCAAUUUCUCUGAUGACCUGGGCAGGUGUGUGGUGAUGGUGGGAAUGCCAUAUCCCAACAUCAAAUCCCCAGAGCUGCAGGAAAAGAUGUCCUACCUGGACAAACACCUGCCUCACAAUGGAGGAAAGAGCCCCGGCCAAGCACUGAUAGAAAACCAGUGCAUGAAGGCUGUCAAUCAAUCCAUAGGAAGAGCCAUCCGUCACCGGGGCGACUAUUCCUGCAUUGUGCUGUGUGACAGACGUUACGCUCGACCUGCGACACUCUCCAAACUUCCCAAGUGGAUCAAAGACCGCACCAGCACACACACCACUUUUGGCCCUGCUUUUGCCGCCUUACGGAAGGUAAGGGCAAGAGUCCGCUCUUCAAGAACUUUAUCGUGACUAAAACAUAUUCCAAUGUUGUCUUUGUUUAUUCUUCUUUCCUAGUUCUUCCUGGAGAAGAAGCAGAAGCAGGUGUAGUGUCACCCACAGCUGGCCUAGACGUUUCCAAAGACAAAGGUUGGGAAGAACUCCCGGGAAACCCACUGCAACAGCGAGCGAUCACUGAGCGAAUUUAAACCGAACCUAAAAAUGCAGAUGUAGUUGUUGUUGCUAACAUCUUGCUCCUGGCUUGAAUUCAAUUUUCAGCUAGGUAGGCAGUUUGAUCCAACUUGCUUGUAUUUCUUGUGUUUGGCCUUGCUAGCUUAUGCCUCUGAAAUUAAGAGGAUUUAGAGAAUAACGAAUACAAAUGUAUGAUGGCACACUGCAGACAAAGAGACAGUUAUCACAACAAUUCAGGUAUUUCAGUCCUUCAAUGUCUUGAAUUCAGCUUUGAAUAUUUAAAGCGUCAAUGUUAAAUAUUACGUAAUGCAAACAUUCAGUUUAUUAAAUGUUAGUAAAAGUAUAUAAAAUUUAAACUCCAUUUCAAGUGUUAUGCAAUGCAAAGGUUACAUUUAUUGAAUGUUAAGAUGUUGGUGUUAUGGGUCGAUUGACUUUAAGAGCAUCCACUAAUUCAUUUUAUGAAAAGGUUUUACAAUGAACAUGAUCAAUAAACACCUUUUUAUUUA
Molecule: messenger RNA, 3473 nt
Organism: Eleginops maclovinus (Patagonian blennie)
Lineage: Eukaryota; Metazoa; Chordata; Actinopteri; Perciformes; Eleginopidae
Gene: ddx11
Product: DEAD/H (Asp-Glu-Ala-Asp/His) box helicase 11
Exons: 27
Coding region: 121-2808 (895 amino acids)
Biological process (GO): nucleobase-containing compound metabolic process; establishment of sister chromatid cohesion
Cellular component (GO): nucleus
Molecular function (GO): ATP binding; hydrolase activity, acting on acid anhydrides, in phosphorus-containing anhydrides; DNA binding
Source: RefSeq, a predicted model, not a curated record